AUGACGUACCAGGGGAGAGCGUACGUCUUCGACUCCGUGCCGCCGCAGAAGGUUGAGACCAUCCUCAUGCUUCUAAACGGCUACGAGCUUGCUCCUGCUCAGAGCGCGAGACCGCAGCUCACCCACCUGGUGCAGCCGAUCGUCGUGCCCCGGGACUUCGACCGGACGGCGGCCGUGUCGCGGUACCGGGAGAAGAGGAAGAGCACGCUCAAGUUCGACGUCAAGGCCGACUACUCCAUCCGGAGGGAAAUCGCCUCCAGCUGCGCCAACUGCGGGGAGAGCAGCGAGGCGACGCCGAUGAUGCGGCGCGGCCCCAGCGGGUACCGGACCUUCUGCAACGCCUGCGGCCUGAUGUGGGCCAAGAACAACAAGAUCAGGAAGCUCACGAGCGCGGCUUGCUGCGGCGGCGGGGCGGUGAGGUUGCAUGCGUAUUUGCUGCACACCGACACGUCCGUACAACCGGGUAGCAGGUUGACUGGUUCUUCUUCAGAAGAGUGCCACACUGCCUGA
Messenger RNA from Panicum hallii, 510 nucleotides. Its product is annotated as GATA transcription factor 20-like. Gene Ontology annotation, biological process: regulation of DNA-templated transcription. Gene Ontology annotation, molecular function: zinc ion binding; sequence-specific DNA binding. The transcript is spliced from 5 exons. Lineage: Eukaryota; Viridiplantae; Streptophyta; Magnoliopsida; Poales; Poaceae. The record is from RefSeq and is a predicted model, not a curated record. The coding region runs from base 1 to 510 and encodes 169 amino acids.